Molecule: messenger RNA, 7159 nt
Organism: Rattus norvegicus (Norway rat)
Lineage: Eukaryota; Metazoa; Chordata; Mammalia; Rodentia; Muridae
Source: RefSeq, a predicted model, not a curated record
CCUCAGCCCUGACGCCCUUGGCCUCUUUUCAAACUGUGUAAUAAAACAUGACAGCUGACCCUGCGCCUCCCGAGCUCGAGCCGCAGGUCUGCAGUGAGCAGCCCAGAGCCGAGGCUGAGACCAGUCCUCAGCCCAGCCCCACACCCGUCCAACGUGUCACCACCUCCUCCCCCAGUCCUGUCCCAUGGAGCCUGCUGCUGCCCGGGGCAGAGCUGGCCUAGUCUCUGUGCCCCUGUCAGGCACCCCUACCCUUAACCCCCCAGCCCACCGCUCCCGACAGUGGGUUAUGCCUUCCGCUCCUUUGUAUAUAACGCAGGCGACAGGACAAGCCCUCAUGGUUUGAGACGGGUUGUCUUUUUUUACUUUAUACUGUUAUUUUUAUUAAUUUUUAAUUUAAACCUGCUGACCUGCACACCUCCUCAGCUGAGGGUCAACCCACAUGGUCAGUCCCAUGGGCCUGGAUGUUCACCCUGCCCACUUGGGGGGUAGCUUCCAGAACUCACCCCAGCCCACCCAGGACUCCCCAACCUCAGAGCCAAGCCAGCCCCUUGGUCUGGCCUUCAGGGCCUCUGGGCUAUCAUCUGGGGGAUGCCACCUCCCUCCGAGUAGGAACAGAAUAAAUGUUUGUAUGAACUUUAGAUUUCAUAGUGUGUUGUGCUUUGGGGGCCAGACAGGACCCUGACACGUGCCCGGUCAAGAAAAAUGGAAACGACUCCCAUGUUCAAGCCAGCUCUCAACCCAUGGGCCCAUGCCACCCAGCAUGGGGACCUGUGAGACACCGAAGCUCUAGGUAGGCUGUGCUCGACAGCCCUUCCCUGAGGGCACCUGGCUGUUGUGCAGGCUGGUGGUGCGCCUUCAUUCCCUUUUGCCUGUUAGGAGCCAAGGUCCAAGGUGGAGACUUGGAGUCCCUGGUGUCCUGAGGAAUGGCCUGACAAUCUAGGCCACUCUGUCCCCGUCAGGAAACAAGCUUUGCAACACUCACAUCCAAUGUGACCUCAGCUUGAUUGGCUGCCUCUUGGCACUUAUCUGUGGGGCAGAGUAGGCCUGGAGCCAUGCAGGGAAACCUGGGUGUGACAGUCAGGGUCUAAGGGAGCUUCCUUGGCUAAGCCUGGCUUCCACUCUCACGGGUAUCCUUGAGCAAUCUGUCCCCUCUUCUAUCUUGUGUAAACAAGGUUUUUUUUUUUAAAUAAAUAAAUAAAUGGUGCCCAUGUAUUCGCAAAAACCCAGGUCCAUCGUGGGCACUUCAGUGGGUAUCUCUGCCUAUGUCCUGCCCAGUGAUGUCAAGGUCCCCUAGGGGUUGACCCCAGGGCAGAAGACCAGCCAACAGAGACCUUUCUGCUAGCUAACCCUGGCUCUGCACUGAAAGCCUCAGGCCUAUGUUUGUCAGUGCACUUGUACUCAAAACUUGAAAAGGUGCAGGAACUUUCCAGAGUUUGCCGUUCUGAUGGUGGAGGCACGAUCCUGAGUGCCAUGCUUACCCCAGCCACCAAUUCAUUCAUUCCUGCCAGCAUACACUGGGUGACAGGAAAUGGACAUGACCACUGAGGGAGAGACCUUGGGGGUGGUGAGCAGGUGAGGUGGGCUGAUGGGAUAUCAGCUCAGAGUUGACUCCUCACAGCCUCUUCAGGGUGUACCCUGGCCAGGCCCAGCACCCCUGGUUAACGUUACAUAGUAUAGCUACUGUACACAGAUGUUCAACAUGGCCACCUGUGCCUUGUAGACUCCUUUUCCCAGUAGACAUUCGGGACACUGGAACUGAAUACAGGACCGGGCUCAAACAUGCUCAUUAGUGUGCAACCUUCCGACUCCAUGUCCCACAGGGCAUCUCUGGGCUUCAGCAAUGUCCAGUCAAGGCAGAUUGGGGCUGGAUUAUACUCUACUUAGUGUGCUUGGAAGACCGUCUUCCCAAGUGCAGGAGAUGAGGAGAGACAACUGGCUUCAGAACCUGGGUUCCAUGUGGCCCAUGUCUGUCAUCACAGCACUUGGGAGGCAGAGGGUCGAGGACUAGGAAUUCAAGAUCAUCUGCCCUCUCCUACAUAUUAAGCUUGAGACCAGCUUGAACUUAACUCUUGCCCCACAGAAUGAAGCUCAAGACUACUGACCCCACCUUCUCCAGGCCCCUCCCCUACAUCCCAACCAUGCCCUGGUCUGGUAGCUCUCCAUCCUUUUGCAUGAUCCUGACCCCCUGGAUCAUGACUUCACCCUUUUUUCAAUUCUCCUACGUUUGGCCUUAGCUUGGCCUCGCCUGCAGAGACUCCUCUCUACCCCUACCUGCCUGAACUCUUCUCAAGGCUUCCCUGUCCUUUCUACCCGUGCCCAAAACCCUUCCUUCAUGGCCCAUGACUCAUGACUCCACCCAUAAAGUAUAGCUCCACCCACGAGACGUGAAACCACCCACGGAGCGUGGCUUUAUCCACUACGCCCAGGCUGCCCUUAAAGUCUGGGCUCCGCCCAUGAGGCGUGGCACAAUUCAUUCUUGCUCCACCCAUAAGCAAGGCCCGCAACUCAAGGUUGGCCACGCCCAAACGUCAAGAGCCCCGCCCACCCGCCUAGCUCCUAAGACACGGCCCCGCCCACACCCCUAGAACCUAGCCACGCCCACAACUCCGGGCUCUACUCUUAUCCUCUGUUUAUUCAUCUAGGCCCCACCUUCUCCAGGCCCCGCCCCUGUCUCCUGGUCCUACCCUUCUCCCCACUCUUUAACUUCAGGCCUUAAGGCUCUAGUAGGCCCCGCCCCCUUCACAAUGCCCCGCCCCACGAGCCCGCGCCGCCCGUUUCUGACCGGUUGGCACCAGGCUAACAGCUCCACAACAUCGUUGGCCCUGGACGCCGCUGGCGGCCCGCCCUAGGCAGCCAGGCCCCACUAAGCCCAGCCCUCGCAGCCCCACCAGCAUGGAUGAUGCUCACCUUGAGGAGGACCUCGAGGAUAAAGACACAGAGUUCACCUGGGAGGUGAAGGCCAAUGACCGAGCCUACCACAAGCAGUUCAGGAAGAAGGGCUUCCUGUGCUGGAGGCAGAAGAAGUACAAGAGCAACGCCAUCCACACUGCCAAAUACAAUGUCUUCUCCUUCCUGCCUCUGAACCUGUACGAGCAGUUCCGUCGUGUGUCCAAUCUCUACUUCCUUUUCAUCAUCAUCCUGCAGAGCAUCCCGGAGAUCUCCACACUGCCCUGGUUCACGCUCUUUGCGCCUCUGGUCUGCCUGCUCAUGAUCCGGGCCGCCCGUGACCUGGUGGAUGACAUUGGUCGACACAGGAGCGAUAGAAUCAUCAACAACAGGCCUUGCCAGAUCCUGAAGGGGAAGAGUUUCCUGUGGAAGAAAUGGAAGAAUCUAUGUGUGGGGGAUGUGGUGUGUCUCAGCAAAGACAACAUUGUCCCGGCAGACUUGCUCCUGCUCGCCAGCACAGAGCCCAGUAGCCUGUGCUACCUGGAAACGGCAGACAUCGAUGGAGAGACCAACUUGAAGUUCAGGCAGGCUCUGAUGGUCACACACCAUGAACUUACUAGCCCGAAGAAAAUGGCUUCCUUCCAGGGCAUAGUGACAUGUGAGGAACCCAACAGCCGGAUGCAUCAUUUUGUGGGGAGCCUGGAAUGGAACAGCAGGAAGUACCCGUUGGACAUUGGAAACCUCCUCCUGCGGGGCUGUAAGAUCCGCAACACAGACACCUGCUAUGGCCUGGUCAUCUAUGCUGGUUUAGACACAAAGAUCAUGAAGAAUUGUGGCAAGAUUCAUCUGAAGAGGACCAAGCUGGACCUGAUGAUGAACAAGCUGGUGAUCUUGAUCUUCAUGUCACUGGUGAUUGCUUCCAUGUUUCUAACACUGGGCUUCGCCUUCAUGGUGAAAGAGUUUAAAGCCAAGCAUCACUACAUGUCAUCGAUGCAAGGGCGCACGGACGCAAUGGACUCCUUCUUCAUCUUCUGGGGCUUCCUCAUCUUGCUCAGCGUUAUGGUGCCCAUGGCCAUGUUUAUCAUCGCCGAAUUCAUCUACUUAGGCAACAGCAUUUUCAUCAACUGGGACCUCAGUAUGUACUAUGAGCCCCUGGACAUACCGGCCAAGGCCCGCAGCACCAGUCUGAAUGACCACCUGGGCCAGGUGCAGUACAUCUUCUCAGACAAGACCGGGACGCUGACACAGAACAUCAUGACCUUCAAGAAGUGCUGUAUCAAUGGCUGUACCUAUGAUUCAGACGACGAGCACGGGACACUCCGAAAGCGGAACCCAUAUUCCUGGAACCCAUUCGCUGACGGCAAACUCCAGUUCUACAAUAAAGAGCUGGAAUCCCUGGUGCGAGGCAAGCAGGACCGAGCAGUACAGGAGUUCUGGCGGCUGCUGGCCAUCUGCCACACCGUGAUGGUGCAGGAGAAAGACAACCAGCUGCUGUACCAGGCUGCCUCCCCUGAUGAGGAGGCACUGGUCGCCGCUGCCCGGAACUUUGGCUACGUGUUUCUGUCUCGGACCCAGGACACGAUCACCCUGGUGGAGCUGGGGGAAGAAAGGGUCUACCAGGUUCUGGCCAUGAUGGAUUUCAACAGCGUUCGCAAACGGAUGUCAGUGUUAGUCCGAAACCCAGAGGGCUCCAUCUGCCUCUAUACCAAGGGUGCCGACACGGUCAUCUUGGAGCGUCUUCACCAUAAGGGUGUCAUGGAGGCCACCACAGAGGAGGUCUUGGCUGCCUUUGCAGAGCAGACCCUGCGCACCCUGUGCCUGGCCUACAAGGAUGUGGCGGAGGAUGCCUACAAAGAAUGGGAACCGGAACACCAGGAGGCCGCCCUCCUGCUGCAGAACCGCGCGCAGGCCCUGCACCAGGUGUAUAAUAAGCUGGAGCAGAACCUGCAGCUGCUGGGAGUCACAGCCAUUGAAGACAAACUGCAAGAUGGUGUCCCUGAGACUAUCAGAUGCCUCAAGAAGGGGAACAUCAAAAUGUGGGUGCUGACCGGGGACAAGCCAGAGACCGCGGUGAACAUCGGCUUUGCGUGCCAGCUGCUGUCAGAAAACAUGUCAAUUCUGGAAGAUAAGGACAUCAAAGGUUUACUGGAGAACUAUUGGGACGAAAAUGAACACCAGAGGGCAUUCCAGACGAUGACCCAUCACAACAUGGCCUUGGUUAUCAAUGGAGAAUUCUUGGAUCAGCUGCUCCUGUCCUUGCGCAAGGAGCCCCGAGCCCUGGUCCAGAAUGCAGUGGUGGAUGAGGCCACCCAGGAGCCGGGUGUGUCUGCGUUAGACUUCCUCCAGGCACGGAGGAUCUCCCAGAUGUGGAGAAACUUUGGGACCACCAUGGCAACAUCCCAGUCAGACGCCUCCAAGACUCGAGAGAGCCCCGAGGAGCGGAGGGAGAGGGCCUUUGUAGACCUGGCCUCCAAAUGCCAGGCUGUCAUCUGCUGCAGGGUGACACCCAAGCAGAAGGCCCUUGUGGUGGCAUUGGUGAAGAAAUACCAGCAAGUGGUGACGCUGGCCAUCGGAGACGGAGCCAACGAUGUGAACAUGAUCAAGACUGCGGACAUUGGCGUAGGGCUGGCGGGCCAGGAGGGCAUGCAGGCGGUUCAGAACAGUGACUACGUGCUGGCCCAGUUCUGCUACCUGCAGCGCUUGCUGCUUGUGCACGGGCGCUGGUCCUACAUGCGAAUCUGCAAGUUCCUGCGCUACUUCUUCUACAAGACCGUGGCCAGCAUGAUGGCCCAGAUAUGGUUCUCCCUGUUCAACGGCUUCUCUGCUCAGCCCCUGUAUGAAGGCUGGUUCCUGGCUCUCUUUAACCUGCUGUAUUCCACGCUCCCAGUCCUGUACAUUGGUCUGUUUGAGCAGGACGUGACUGCAGAGAAGAGUCUAAAGAUGCCCGAACUGUACACGGCUGGCCAGAAAGACGAGCUCUUCAACUACAGUAUUUUCGUGCAAGCCAUCGCCCACGGCACCAUCACAUCCCUGAUCAACUUCUUUGUGACGAUUUUGGUCAGCUAUGACAUGACCAAGACUGGCAGCUCCCCUGACUACCAGUCCUUUGGGGUACUGGUGGCCAUAUCUAGCCUACUGUCAAUCACCCUGGAGGUUAUCCUUGUCGUCAAGUACUGGACGCUCCUGUUCGUGGGCACCGUUGUGGUCAGCCUCAGCUCCUACGUAAUCUUCACGAGCCUCACUGAGAGUCUAUUGUUGUUCAGGAUCUCACCAAAGACCUUCCCAUUCCUGUUCGCUGACUACAAUGUGAUCCGUGAGCCCUCCAGCCUGCUGGUGAUUGUCCUCAAUGUGACCCUGAACACUCUGCCCAUGCUGGCUGUGCGCAUCAUCCGAAGGACGGUCUUGAAACGGCACCCCAAGAAAGAAGAGGAGGUCCCAAGUGAAGAAUUAACAGUGGAGCCCGCCAUGCGGCUUCGCCGUGGGAUGCCAGCCCGCCGCUCCAGCUAUGCCUUCUCCCACCAUGAGGGCUACGCAAACCUCAUUACCCAGGGCACCAUCCUGCGCAGGCAUACGCACGUGGAUGAAUUUUAUGGGGACACAGCCUGCAAUUCCCCGAACCCAUCCGAAGAAGACGUACCUUGGCAACACAAAGAAUCAAUAUUUAAUCCGCGAAAGAUCUCAAUCCUGGCCAAGAAGAGACGCCAGCACUACGGAAAGGGGUCUCAGGGAGAGGUCCACCCCAACGCUAGCUCCCAGACCACGGAGAAACAGACCGCCAUUAACAUAGACAACCAUGAGACUAAGAAGCUACCCACCACCACAAGUGCCAUGUCAGGACAGCUCCAGGUGUCCUCGUCUGAGGAUCAGGCUUUCUACAGUGCGCUUUCACAGUACAGUCUGGCAAGCCGGCCGGAACGCAUGGAUGUCCGGUCCUCAUCCUGGAAGGGCCCUCUCUUGAGGGAUUCAGCCUCUUCGAGGUCAAGCCAUCUGGAAGUAACCACACAGCUACAUAGCCACACCUCCAGUUGACCAGAAGCCUCUCACUGGGGGAUUCCCAGUCGUCAAGGACAAUGCCACAGUCACCCGGGAGUGGACAGAGCCCUAACGUGGAACAAGCGCAGUCUCCCAUGGUGCGCAUGUCAGUGCGCCUUCAAGUCAGAUCACCACGCAGCUCACGUGCUUAGCCAGUCAACGAACAGCAUCCAAAGACAAGAGGAGGGGCACAUCCUUGCCUUUUUCUAAUAAAACAGGGUCCCUCUGGCCGCAGGGCUUC